This is a messenger RNA of Cladophialophora psammophila CBS 110553, 2037 nucleotides long. RefSeq lists its product as uncharacterized. Gene Ontology annotation, cellular component: exon-exon junction complex. Gene Ontology annotation, biological process: mRNA processing. The record is from RefSeq and is a predicted model, not a curated record. The transcript has 2 exons. Bases 1 to 2037 code for a protein of 678 amino acids. Gene Ontology annotation, molecular function: mRNA binding. Lineage: Eukaryota; Fungi; Ascomycota; Eurotiomycetes; Chaetothyriales; Herpotrichiellaceae.
AUGCCCGCGUCCCGACGGAAAAAUCUGCUCGCGAGCAGACGGCGGCGACAAGAUGAAGGAGAGGAAGAAGGAUCUGUCCUAGGUGAUUUUGAGGAUGAUUCUUUGAGCGAGGGCUCCGCGGUGACGAAUGGCGAUGACGGAGAAUUUGAAGGUAGUGAGUCCAGCGGAGACGAGCGAGACCCGGUUCAAGAAACUACAUCAGCAAGAGCAGCUGCAACAGGGCGAGAUCACAGAGGCCAUGAUCUUGUAACCUCUAAUGAGGACUCCUCAAAAUCUAAGGGUACCUUUAGACACUCGGCUGACACCGAAGCCAUGUUGCACGGGUUGAGUCAAGUUCAGCAGCCGCAAGAGAUGGAACAGCUGCAGUUUGACAAUUUGCCUGCUUCGACGGAUGCUGGUGUGGUCCAGGCCGGUGCCGCUCCACCAAAGGUUCUUCGACAGGAGACUACUGCUCAGCGCUCUCGCAGGGAGCAUCAGGAGUAUAUCCGGCAGAGAAACGCAAACCCCGCCUUUGUCCCUACCAGGGGUGGAUUCUUCCUCCAUGAUGACCGGAACUCGUCCUCCAUCGGGCUGAACUCGAGACCUUUCGCGCGAGGCAGAGGUCGGGGCUAUGGAGCUGCAAUGGGCACAGGACGAGGAAUCGGUUUCAAUGAGCCGACAGACAAGCCUUGGGCGCAUGAUCUCCAUGAAGAGCAUGAAAACAAGACCAAACCAAUGCACCCAGAAACCAGGCCAAUUCCUGCGCCAGCUGAAACGGGGAAGGAACAGAACAAAGUUAAAGCCACUUCGACGGCUCCGAAUCGAUCAUUUUCCUUCGCGUCCAUUGUGGGAAAUGUCAACGUCCAAAUAUCAUUUCCAGGCAUGGCUGAGAAGAUCAUGGUACCAAAUGUCGUCAAGAAGCACCAUGUUUUGCUUCCGCAGCAUCGCCCGCCACUGAGAAGAGACAAGCCUGUACGUGUCUCUAUCCCUGGUGCAGCGCCGCGAUAUAUCUUUCCUAGCGUGGAUCGAUCGUUCAUCUUCAUUCCACGGGCUUUACGCCCUAAUCAAACAGGCUUCGCACGCGGUCGUGGCAGAGGCAGCUUUCAAGGAAGUCGCAGAUCGAGCAUAUAUGGUGGAGGAUAUACUCCAAGUGUUGCCAUGAGCCGGAAGUCUUCCAUGGGAGCAUCCACCUUGGGAGAAGGCAUCAAAUCUCCUGCAGACUCGGUCAUUACUCGCGCUGUCGCCACCGGCAAUGAAAGCAGCCGGCCAGUGGUCCGUAUGCCCUCUGGGGCUCCUACGCCAUCUCUCUCAAGGACUGGGUUACCGGUGAUGAAUGGCCAGGUGCCGAUAAAUGCAGCACCGACACAAAUGCAAGCGCCUGCGAUGUAUGGGAGUCACCCUGCUGCCAUUCCCAUGCACCAACCCCGUCCCCAGAAAACUGUCUCGGUGGCACAUAUCGAGUCACCGGCUGCAUAUCAUUUCAAAGCUCCGCAGCAGCAGCAAGACCUAGCGUUUCAUCAACAAGUCCCCGCCCACAUCUCAAACCCCUACAUGGAGGAUAAGACUGCUGCCCCAUCUGGUCAGCCGAUAUUUUCGGGAAUGGCUGGAGUGACACCUCUUUCGCAGAUACCAGAAGGAGCGGUGUUUGCACCAGGCUUUCAACCAUACCCAGUCAUGGGUGGGACGGCAUAUUUCGGGGGCCCUUACAGCAAUGGAGCUGUUUUCUAUCCACCAAUUCCUGAUGCCAGCUCUUUUGGAGUUUCGAUGGCAGGCCCAGCACUGGCACCGAGUUUCAUUCCCGGUUCGCAAUCACACCCGAUGAGCUACUUGCCUGCCGCAGGACUUGUGGAAGGCAAUAUGUUGGCGCACGAGUCGAACGGCAUGGUCUACUACUACAACUCGACUAUGUUCGCUCCUGAAGCUCAGGGCGGAAUGCAGCAAUUCCCAAUUGCUCCCAACGGAAACAUGAUGCCACUGAACAAUGGAAUGCCGGCUCAAGCUCCCUAUUACUACUCUUCUGCCCCUGCUGGCAUGUUCUAUCCUGCGCAUUCUGGCUGA